AUGAUCAGCCUCGACAUUGACGCUCUUGAGUGCUCCAUCAGACAUGACGACACAUCGCUCCUCGUUUCGUUUUCCAGACCACCUCAAGACAGCCCAGCCGACUUCCUGCAUGAGGAAUGCGGUGCCGAGAGUGAGGAGGAAGACAUGACCCGAUAUGUCAUGACCGCCCUUCCACUUUCCACCGGCAGCCUUGCAUGCCACAGCUGUGACCUUGUCCGCGACACUGUCGACGCCAAACUCGACCUCCCUUCUAGCGAGCUCGCAGCGACCACCUGUCCAUCGGAAACCUCGAUCGAUCAAAGCAGGACCAAAACACCACUGCGUAACAAGAAACCACAUGCACGUAACAGCAAACCAUCGGAAGAUAGCCCGGGCACGUCGUUCCAGAUUUGCAGUACUGGGAUGGCUGAACACAAAGGCAAAGAAGGCAGCGGUAAUCCAGGCCCAACCUCUCUUGACGAACAAGACGUUGAACAGAUUGGACUUGCGCGCAAAGUAGCUUGGCGAAAAGCUUGGGUCUUGCAGAUGCGAUUGCGUGACGUGAUCGUAGGGAGCAGCGCGUGUCUGGGGUGA
This is a messenger RNA of Fusarium venenatum, 573 nucleotides long. The record is from RefSeq and is a predicted model, not a curated record. Lineage: Eukaryota; Fungi; Ascomycota; Sordariomycetes; Hypocreales; Nectriaceae.